Schistocerca serialis cubense is the source of this 1309-nucleotide messenger RNA. RefSeq lists its product as uncharacterized. Bases 160 to 966 code for a protein of 268 amino acids. The record is from RefSeq and is a predicted model, not a curated record. The transcript is spliced from 4 exons. Lineage: Eukaryota; Metazoa; Arthropoda; Insecta; Orthoptera; Acrididae.
UAGUGUCAAUAGAUAGUGCGACAUAUGUUGACACGUCUGAUCGAGAUAAAAACAUGACUGUGAUUCGUAACGCAAAGAUUAGCGUUUAUCAAAUUUCUGUUGAGGUGCACAAAUAUCGUGCUUGGUUUUGAUGACAUACAUGGACCAAGUACAAUAAAGAUGGUUCUUGGCAGCCAGUCUACAGAGUCCGGCCAUAGAUAUAUAGCAAAAAUAUGCGGUUUCUUCGCGCCUGCUUUCUUCCCUCCUCUUCAUAUUGGCGUCCUGUAUUAUUUCUGGAACCAGUACGCCCGAAAAGUUGACAGACAUUUCUGUUCCUGCUCUUGCUGGGAUACAGUAUUUAAAGGUACGUACGAGUCGGGCAUUGCCUCGUACAAGCACAUGUACUUCAACGCAACGUCCAACACGCUCAAGAUGUGGGUGGUGACGGUGGUGUUCGUGCUGGGGCUGUACGAGUGCGUGCGCUACCUGGCGCUGCUGGCCCUGCAGCACCGGCUGCGUGCCUCAAUGCUGGUGCUCUUCCUGUCCUCCAUCUUUGCGCACUACUACGCGUGGUGGGCAUACGUAAACUACUGGAACGACGAGUUCUACUCGCAGUGGAACCACCAGCUGUUCUUCACCGUCACGGAGCUGGCCUCGACCGCCCUCGUGCUGCGCAUGGCGGACGCCAGCUUCUCCGUGACACCGCGAGCAGCUUUCGGAGUGGCGGCCAUCGCGACCCUGCACCUCGUUACCGGUGCACGUGACCAGUUUGUCGAUAAUCUCGUCCGAGGUGCGGGUCACACUCACCAGGUGGUCCGUGACUUGGGUCUCAUGGUGCCGGACGUGUUGCACCUGGUGCUACCGUUGGUGGAACUGGCGCGCAGCAAGCACCGCGCGUCGGCCAGUUUCGGCAGCCAGCUACGCCGCGAAAUGACGGGCCUCGUCCUGCUUGUCGUGGGCGGAUUCAUCGUUUGUGAGCAGCUGUAGUGUGGCUCUGGGUCGGGGUUUGCCUGACCCCACACUGCAGAUUCUGAUACUAAAUUGUGUGCUGCAUUUAGUUCUGGGUUUGCUACACUUCUUGCAUCUUGGAGCAGAUUUUGUGUAUUUUGUUGAACUCCACACGUCUCCUCAGAAGCCUUUUGCUCCAGGUCUGGAAGGUGGAAGUAUGUUUAUUCGCUAAGGAAAUUAGAUCGUCACUUAAUCCAGGCAGCUCUUCAUUUCUCUUCUAUAGAUUGUCAACCGAUGUUUCUCUCAUUUUAUUUAAGGAGCUUACAUGCCCAUUUAAAAAAAUUAGCGAGCAAACUGUUGAGUUUAUCUGGGAUAAUAUUUC